Messenger RNA from Penicillium longicatenatum, 3081 nucleotides. Its product is annotated as ABC-2 type transporter. Gene Ontology annotation, cellular component: membrane. The transcript has 2 exons. The record is from RefSeq and is a predicted model, not a curated record. NCBI's taxonomy places the organism in Eukaryota, Fungi, Ascomycota, Eurotiomycetes, Eurotiales, Aspergillaceae. Bases 1 to 3081 code for a protein of 1026 amino acids. Gene Ontology annotation, molecular function: ABC-type transporter activity; ATP hydrolysis activity; ATP binding.
AUGGACCCAGUACACUUCGAAGGGACCAGUUCCCUCCUUCCGCCGGUGUUACCAGUUGAGAUAGUGAUUUCGAACCUUUCAGUGGCAACCACAAAACGGCGCACGGAUUACCCGAACAAAGUUCUCAACCAUCAAGCACAGAGUCCGCCACGAACAAAACAGCUUUUGCAAAAGAUAAAUGCCCAAAUCCCCAGCGGUAGCGUGACUGCAAUUAUCGGAGGAAGUGGAAGUGGAAAAACCACUCUGUUGGACUGUAUCACUGGGUACUUGAGUGCCAAACAGCUCCAGGUAGAAGGGUCGGUCUCAUUCAGAGGUGAACUGAGAGGUGCUACGUUCAGAGCAGGGUAUACCACCCAGUACGAAGCACUACUACCAACUCUCACUGUACGCGAGACAUUGACGUUUGCUGCGGAUCUUCGACUGCCAUUACCAGAUCCCCAUGAACGAGCCGCCAUUGUUGAGCAGGUAAUCCACGAUCUCGGGUUGAGCCAAUGUGCAGAGACUAAAAUUGGGACCAUGUCUGGUAAAGGAUGCAGUGGAGGCGAAAAAAGGCGAGUGAAUGUUGGCAUUCGCAUUCUCGCAAAUCCUUCAUGUAUUCUGUGCGAUGAACCCACAACAGGGUUAGAUUCUGCCUCCGCCUACCGGGUUAUAAGGGUUUUGAAACAGCUUGCUCAGCAGGGUCGGACUGUGGUACUUUCCAUCCAUUCACCUCGGAGAGAAAUUUGCGACUUGUUCGAUCAAGUGUUACUUCUCUCCGACGGAUGCCUCCUUUAUGGUGGCCCUUUGAGGCAAGUAUCCGCUCACUUUGGCUCAUGUGGGUUUCCUAUGGCUUCAACGAGUAACCCUGUGGAUUUCAUGAUCAAACUGUCUGCCACAAAUGCCACCACGGCCGAAAAGAAUGCUUCUGCCAAGGAAACAGUCAGGUACUUGAAAGAAUGCUGGGAGAUCUCACACCUUUGCAGUCAUGUUCCCAACCCUUUCACCUCCGAGGUUUCAAUCCGAAAUAACCUGUCUUUCCCUCGCAAGCUCAAGGCAUUGACAAUGCGCACGAUAAAGACAACUUGCCGUGAACCACUGGGUGUGGCAGCUGUUUUACUCAUGUCUGUCACGUUAGCCUUAUUUACUGGCCUAACAUUUUAUCAAGUAGAUGAGAGUCUACAAGGCAUCCGGUCACGGGAGAGUGGUCUUUUCGUUGCGAGCCAGUUAUAUGGCUACCUUGUGCUUCUGUUCGAAAUUUAUAGGCUCUCCCUUGACGUCCAGGUAUAUGACCAGGAAAGGUUGGAAGGGGCGGUUGACACUCUCACAUUUUUGAUCAGCAGAAGAGCGGCUAAGCUUUUACUGGAGGAUAUCCCGUCCCCUUUGUUCUUCUCAUCGAUUUUCUACUUUAUGGUUGGCUUUCACAAGGAGACUGGAGAGUUCUUGAUAUUCGUCUGCUUAAUCACCAUCACGAAUUACAUCACAAUCGCCGUUGCCACGAUAUGCGUUGGCAUUUCCCGCAACUUUGCUACGGCCAGCCUCAUCGGUAAUAUUUUCUUUACGUUUCAGUCGAUGGCUUGUGGGUACUUCCUUCCUGUACGUCGAAUCCCUGCCUAUGUUGCCUGGACCAAAUGGGUAACACCGAACUUCUAUCUCUUUGGUGCCCUAUGUUCAAACGAAUUCAUUGGCCUCAACCGCCAUUCGGCCCAGGGACGUGUCUACGGUUGUCCCUAUUCCCACGACCCUUUCAAUACCGCAUGCCAAGAAUACACCGGGAAAUAUGUAAUGAGAGCGCUUGGAAACACCCAGGUCGCAGAGCUUUCGCCACAGAUGACAGUUCAGCUCCAUUCUUUUGGGCUAGAGCUUGUCCGGAAGAGGUCACCACGUAACUUAUGGUAUCGAAGGAAUCUUGAGAGGCGUCACGUGAUUCAGUCCCUAAAUGUACAAUACAUGUCGAACGAGCUGAAUAUUGUUAUGGGCCCGUCUGGAAGUGGGAAGUCGACUCUCCUUAAUGUGAUUGCUGGUCGUUCACCAACUCCCUCAUGGACUACGGCUUACCGGACUUAUGGCGAAGUACUGUACGGCGGUAAGAACUUGCUGCCUCGCGAGAUUCGGACUAUCAGCUGCUAUGUGCCUCAGGACGACAAUUCACUUUUGGCGACACUGACCGUUCGGGAAACGCUUGCAUUUGCCGCGGCACUAAGACUGCCCAAAUUGGCACCGGCCGGAGGGAAAGUCCAGGAAGUGGAGCAGUUGAUCCAGUCCAUGGGUCUUGCGCAUUGCUCAGACACAGUCGUUGGCAGCGUCCGGCUCAAGGGAAUCAGUCAGGGAGAGCGGAGACGGCUUUCAAUUGCGAUUCAGCUUCUGACAGACCCAGAGGUAUUGGUGCUGGAUGAACCAACCUCUGGACUUGAUAGCUUCACCACAUUCUCGAUAAUUCGUAUGCUCCAAGAAUAUGCUUCAAAGGGCCGAACUGUUAUCCUCAGCAUUCAUCAGCCGCAACAGGAAUUGUUCGAACACUUCACAUACCUCAUGCUUUUGUCGUCAGAUGGACAUAUGAUCUGUGCUGGUCGCAGUUCAUCCAUUCUAGCUCGCAUCCAAGACUCCGCCAGGCAAAUAUUCGAGCAAGGCAUUAAUCCGGCCGAUUUUAUCAUGGACCUGGCCGUUCACGGAGAUCUAACCAACAGCACAGAAUUUUCCCGUGAAAAUCUUUUUAUAAGUGGUUGGGAUACGUUUUCGGAGGACUUCGGCACUGGAAGUCAAGCUAACGUCUCCAAUGACAUCGGAAACGUGGGGUUUAGACGGGGACGGCAAACCAGCCCUUUUUACGCAGUACUCCAUAUUUUCCUCCGCAGAGCUGCAUUGAAUCUUUGGCGGCAGCCGUUUCUCAUGGCAAUCCGCAUCACGCAGACUAUUGGCGUUGGUAUCGUCCUAUCGCUCUUCUUUGGACGCUUGCAACACGGCAUGCAGGACUUCCAGACUAGUCUGGGUCUAAUACAACAAUUUGGGGCACUUUAUUAUGCUGGUAGGGAAACCAUUCUGCUAGACGUUAAGCAAUCCGUACGGUACGGUUCUUCGGGUACGACUGACACUCCCAAUACUUAG